CAAGGUUAACCUGUUCAGGAGAAGUAAUACCAGUAUGAAGACCGAGGAUGAGAAGAAAGAGAAGGAGAUCCAAUAUGAAGACCCCCCGGACGGUGGCUGGGGCUGGAUGGUCGUACUUCACUGCUUCCUGGUGAAUGUGCUGGUGAUGGGGACCCUAAAAAGCUUUGGGAUCUUCUUCGUGGCGUUCCAGGAUGAGUUCGGAGGGUCAGCAGAGAGUAUCAGCUGGAUCGGCUCCAUCAUGUCUAGCCUGCGGCUCUCAGGAGGUCCCUUGGCCUCUGUAGCUUGUGCGAAGUUGGGUAACAGAGUGACCUCUAUAGCCGGGGCUGUACUGGUCAGUGUUGGCUUCCUCCUGAGUAUCUUUGCUACCAGCGUGGUAUUCCUCUAUAUCAGCAUGGGGCUGAUUGUAGGCCUUGGGUUUGCGCUCCUGUACCAAGCCACCUCAGUUGCCACGGCAACAUAUUUCCGUAAGAGGUUAGCGACGGCCUACUCCAUCGGAAGGUCUGGGAUGGGCUUGACCUUCGCCCUCGCCCCCUUCACUCAGCUGCUGCUGGAAAAGUAUGCCUGGCAAGGAGCUCUGCUGAUCCUGGGAGGCCUGAUGUUGAACCUGGUGGCCUCUGGGAUGCUGCUAAGACCCAUCCACGUGAAGCCUGCACCACCCCCUUCCUCAUCCUCAUCGUCAAUCAUCCAAAAAAGCCCUCUGAUAGGUCCAGAGAAGGAAAAGAACUGCCCUCAGAAUGGAUGCUGCCUUAACGGAUCCACGCCGUUAACCAAUGGUAUCGCCAAAUCAGACUCUUCCCGUUCCAUUCCUCCACCCCUCCACUGGGAAGCUGAGACCCAAGAGAAGGCCACGACCCAUGGGCUGGGUCAGAGCAACCACAGCCACCCACCUCCACCAAACCCUGAACUGACCAAACGUGUCCAGAACAGGCAGGUGAACGGGAACGUUCAGGAGCAGUCCCCCACCACGCCACUCACAGACACCCCCAGCCCUGUGGAACAGAACGGUACCAUUAGCAUAAACGGUUCCGCUGUGGUUGGGUUCUCCUCGCCGAACGGCACCACCACCGUGGACGACCCUAUCCCACUGUUCGUGAAAAACCGAGUCCUGGACUUCUCCCUGUUAAAGAACCCCUUUUUCUGCAUCUAUACCUGGUCCCUGGUGUUUAGCCAGCUGGCUUACUUCAUCCCCUACUUCCACCUGUCUGCCCGGGCCAGGAACCUGGGUAUCGAUGCCAUGGACGCUUCCUUCAUCAUCUCUGUGGCAGGUAUCACAGAGACUAUAGCCCAGCUCGGCUCUGGUUGGCUAGCGGAUAAGAACCUGUUCCAUAAGUACCACUACCACAAGGCCUACCUGAUCCUGUGUGGAGUGGUCAACCUGUUUGCCCCACUGGCUAACACUUACAUCCUUCUCAUGGUUUACGCUGUCUUCUUUGCCAUCUUCUGCGGCGGCUACAUGGCACUGCUACUGCCUGUCCUGGUGGACCUGGUAGGACAAGAAAAACUCAACAACUCCAUGGGAUUCUCUAUGUUCUUCGUAGGCCUCGGCUGUCUGACAGGACCUCCUCUCGCAGGUUUCCUGUAUGACUACACCCAGACCUACGACUGCUCCUUCUACCUGGCGGGGGGGUGUUACCUGCUGUCCUCUUUGUCUCUCUUCCUGGAGCCCGUGGCGAGGAGGUGGCAGAGCAGGAGGAAGAGACGCGAGGCCCGGAACGCAGACACCAGCUGGAAAACCAACGGUUGCUUCUGCCCCGAACCAGAGCUCCCUGUCCUGAAAAACAACAACGGCGUUGUCUAGAUGGUGGUUUCACCACAGCUUUCACAUUUGGUUCCUUGGAAUGUUCUGAGAAUAUUGUAUGCAAAAAUAACCAUAGGGCAAUCACCAUGCCUUAACAAUCACUACGGUCCUUAGAACGAUUUGACCUAGCUGGGACAUUAUCGGACUCCCCAACUCUACUUCAUCAAGCCUGGAAUCAAGGCUAUCUAGAUGGAGGGAGGGCAGGGUUGGCUUCCUGCUCUUAAUAAAUGCUAGACGCUUGACGAUUAUCCAAAGUGACUUAUAGUACAGUGAGUACAGACAUUUUUAGUAUUUGGGAUCCUAGCUGCAAUCGAACCCGCGACCUGUGCUAGAGCCAUUGCUCUUAUUAACUGAGCCACACAGAACUGUGUAAGAGGGAAGAAGGGCAGAGUUGGCUGCUUCCACCCUUUCUCUCACUCUCCUUAAUAAAACAAGCAUGGACCUCCAUGUGCCGACUGUGCCAGUUGGACCUCCAUGUGCCGACUGUGCCAGUUGGACCUAAGUUACCCAGCUUUUGGAUGGGCUGAAAUGACCGUGCCCCUUUGGAGAAAGCCAAGGAAUACCCAACUGACUGACUGGCUGACUGGCUGGAUGGCUGGCUAACAGACUGACUGAAUAGCUGACUGUCUGGAUGGUUUGCUAACAGGCUGACUGGCUAGCUGACUGACGGACUGAGGAGAUGAUGACCACAGCUAUAUGAAUAGUCUAAUAAUGGUUGUGAAGACGUUCAUUCAGUCCAUAAAGAGAGACAGAAAACAGAUAAUCCUGUUUUGUAACUUUGAAAAUAAACCAAAUUUACACUUAUUCUGCUAGGCCAUAUAUGUUAUCCCUCAUAUGUUAUCCCUCAUGUUCUCAUGGAAUCGCCUGACGCCUGCGACACAAAUCUCAUUGUAGUGUCGACUAAUGUGGCUGGAACACUUUUCUUUCGGUAUGAGGAGGUAUUGAACAAGUCAACAACCUGACACAAAACAGUCACUGUAGUCUCUACAAUCACAUCCAUAUGAAUCAGAAACCAUACACCCCUGUGUGUCAUACAGUACACCAUGAAUAUGAAGUACACCAUGGAGGAGUCUUGGGAUGCGUCCCAAUUGGUACCAUAUUCCCUAUAUAGUUUACUACUUUUGAGCAGGGCUCCCAUAGGGCUCCCAUACGGCUCCCCUACAGCUUCCAUAGGUCUCCCAUACAGCUUCCAUAGGGCUCCCAUACAGCUCCCAUACAGCUUCCAUACUGCUCCCAUAGGGCUCCCAUAGGGCUCCCAUACAGCUCCCAUAAGGCUCCCAUAGGGCUCCCAUACAGCUUCCAUAGGGCUCCCAUACAGCUCCCAUACAGCUUCCAUAGGUCUCACAUACACUUCCCAUACAGCUCCCAUAGGGCUCCCAUACAGCUCCCAUAAGGCUCCCAUAGGGCUCCCAUACAGCUCCCAUACAGCUUCCAUACUGCUCCCAUAGGGCUCCCAUAGGGCUCCCAUAGGGCUCCCAUACAGCUCCCAUACAGCUUCCAUAGGGCUCCCAUACAGCUUCCAUAGGGCUCCCAUACAGCUCCCAUAGGGCUCCCAUACAGCUCCCAUACA
Messenger RNA from Oncorhynchus gorbuscha (pink salmon), 3368 nucleotides. It is a transcript of the gene slc16a4, whose product is annotated as solute carrier family 16 member 4. The transcript has 8 exons. Lineage: Eukaryota; Metazoa; Chordata; Actinopteri; Salmoniformes; Salmonidae. Gene Ontology annotation, molecular function: monocarboxylic acid transmembrane transporter activity. Bases 35 to 1798 code for a protein of 587 amino acids. Gene Ontology annotation, biological process: transmembrane transport; monocarboxylic acid transport. The record is from RefSeq and is a predicted model, not a curated record.